Messenger RNA from Setaria italica (foxtail millet), 2559 nucleotides. RefSeq lists its product as uncharacterized. Lineage: Eukaryota; Viridiplantae; Streptophyta; Magnoliopsida; Poales; Poaceae. The coding region runs from base 174 to 1751 and encodes 525 amino acids. The record is from RefSeq and is a predicted model, not a curated record. Gene Ontology annotation, molecular function: protein binding. The transcript is spliced from 2 exons.
AUUGCUGUCCUUCGUCUUUUUGCAAAAAGAACCUUUUGAAAAAUUUUUAGAAGAUGCUCUUUUAGUCCAACCCCCCUCCCUUCCUCGUCUCCGGCGAAUCACCUCUCCUGUGACGCUAGCCGAAUCCCCAACCCCACGCCAUAGAUCUGGAGCCCUAGUCGCCAGCCCUGGACAUGGAUCGAGUUGCUGGAGGAGGAGGAAGACGGAGUCGGCGAGGCAGCCGUGGAUUCGGGAGGUCAGGGCCGAGCGCUCCGGUCGAGGGAUGGACCUCGGCCACUGGCAGUGGGAUGCCAACACCCGCCCAGGAUCGAGACUUCGACGGCGGAGAGCAAGGUAGGCGGGGUGGCCGUGGCUCUGAGAGGCCUACCUCGGUGGAGCCGUCCUCGGGCGGAGCUGCGGCGGGACGGGCCUCGGCCGCCGGGAGGCAAAGCCAACGCGGCGGUACGAUGGUGUGGCGGCCUAGGCGUCCCCAAUCUCCCGCGCAAUCCGGAUCUGCGGAGGGUGACGCUGAUGCGGCGGUCAGCGCUACCUCGCCGGCGGUGCCGGCCGCGCUGGACAACGAGGACAUCCUCGGGGAAAUACUUCUCCGCCUCCCGCCGGGCCCGUCAUCGGUCCCGCGCGCCGGCGCCGUCUGCAAGCGCUGGCGCCGCCUCGUCGCUGACCCCGGCUUCCUCCACCGCUUCCGUGAACAUCACCGGAAGGCCCCCCUGCUCGGCGUCCUCUCCCACAACAGAGGCAAGAUUGGCUUCACUCCCGUGCUGGAUCCGCCGGAACGCAUCCCCGCCGCUGGCCGCUUCUCCUUGCGGCUUCCAAGGGGCAGCAGGGUCUACGGCUGCCGCCACGGCCGCGUCCUUGUGGUCACCGGCAAGCCAUUCAGUUUCCUCGUGUGGGACCCAGUCACUGGCGACCAGUGCCCUGUGCCCUUGCCCUCGGCGUCCGGUGGCAACAAGUAUAUGAUAGAUGGGACAGUCAUUUGUGCCAGCGGUGACCAGGGCCAUGUCCACGGCGCUUGCCACUCUAGCCCCUUCCAGGUGAUCUUCCUUGGCCGCUGUGGGGAUGAAAUUAUCGUCUGGGUUUACUCAUCGGAGACAGGGACAUGGGGAGAUGCCAUCUCAAUAAUGUGGCUGAGCCCAUUUGACCCGGAUGAUUUUGCUUGUUGCAAUACCCUGGUCGGAAAUUCCAUCUACUGGCUGUUCAAUGAAAGCAGUAUGACCAUACUUGAGUUUGAUUUGGAUACGCAACGCCUAGCUACACUAGAGGUACCACCGGAAGUGAUUGAUCUUGACACUUCUGUCCGUGACGAGUGCCAAUUCUUGUUAAUGCCGACAGAAGAUGGUGAGCUUGGCUUCCUCAUUCUAGAAGGUUUCAAUGCCCGAAUAUGGAAGAGGAAGGCCAAGUCCGAUGGUGAUACUGGAUGGGUACUCAGAAAUACUAUUAAACUGCACCUUCCAUUGAAGCGAUGGGCACAUGGGUAUCCUUCAGAGAUAAUAGGAUUUGCUGAAGACUGUAAUGUGGUGUUUAUAGCAACUGGUGGUGGUGUUGUUUUCAUGGUCCAUCUUGAGUCUGCGCAGUUUAAGAAACUUCCCCAAAAACUGGGCUACCGCACAUGCUAUCCAUUCACAAGUUUCUGCGCAGCAGGGCUGGCUCUAGUGUGCUCCUCGGUGCCACCGGCCAUGAGCGAGGAGGAUCUGUUGACUCACAUAGAGGUCAUCAAGGAUCAGGAGUUGAAUCUGAUGGUUGAGGAUCGUUAAGUGGAUAGGUGGGAUCCGAUGAUCCUUGAAGCUAGUAUGCCACUCGUGCCAUCUAUGCUUGAUAGGGUCGUGGUUUGUGAAGCCUUCUUGUGUUGGUUGCCAAGAGCAAGAGUGUCUUUGGUUUUGCUCCCUCCAUUAUGCAUUUGCCUAUGGAAAUUGGCUCUCCUCUUCGUCUAGUUAACGAAACCUAAUGAAACACUUAACCUUGCACAAUGUGUUGUUGAUAGGGUCGUGGUUUGUGAAGCCUUCUUGUGUUGGUUGCCAAGAGCAAUAGUGUCUUUGGUUUUGCUCCCUCCAUUAUGCAUUUGCCUAUGGAAAUUGGCUCUCCUCUUCGUCUAGUUAACGAAACCUAAUGAAACACUUAACCUUGCACAAUGUGUUGUUGCCGUAACAAAGUAACUGUUAUGGUAGGGAUGGCACUAGAUGUAAUUAAUCUGAUGCUUGAAAGCUCAGAUAGUGUCUUGUAUGUUGAAUGCUAAAAUUGUUCUUUUAUUUGUAGGAAAGAAACUUCAAAUAGUUAUGAGUGGCACCAUUUUUAAGUUGUCCAUGGUGUUUGUAUCAAUAUAUGUAGCUGGAUGUUUGUAAACUAUUUCGCUCAAGGGGUGAUUGCUAUUUUCUAUACAACAAUGGCAUCAUAUUUUUUGAGCCUGUGCAACAAUGGCAUCGUAUUUUGAUGGAUGAGGAUGCUUAGGUAUUUCCAAAGUGGUUGUUGGUUAUUUCCUUCUGUAGUGGUCAUUGUUUGUCAUCGGGGUGAGAUUACUGUAACUUGAUGCUUUGAUUUAUUUCACUGGAUGCAUAGUUGUGUGCA